This is a messenger RNA of Drosophila busckii, 7123 nucleotides long. RefSeq names its product four and a half LIM domains protein 2 (gene Lmpt). Gene Ontology annotation, molecular function: zinc ion binding; transcription coregulator activity. Gene Ontology annotation, cellular component: nucleus; Z disc. NCBI's taxonomy places the organism in Eukaryota, Metazoa, Arthropoda, Insecta, Diptera, Drosophilidae. The record is from RefSeq and is a predicted model, not a curated record. The transcript is spliced from 3 exons. The coding region runs from base 511 to 6753 and encodes 2080 amino acids.
UCUCUCAUUUGUCACCAAUGUGCAGUGCUUUUGUUUUUUACGUUCGGGGGCCGCCCUUAGUUUUGUUAAUCAGUUGCAAGACGAUCGAUUAACUGGCAACGUGUGUGCUGCGCCCCAAGCUCGCCGGGUCUGCAAAAGUGAAAAGUGUAUAGUGCUUGGAAAUCAAAUAAAUUUAUGCCUAAAAUAAAAUAAAAUAAACAAAAUUUGCGCAAGCAUCUGCUGUAUGUGAAAAUUCGACAACGAUUUGAAUAAACGCUCAAGAAAUUCGUCAUUUGAAAAAUUUUAAUUGAAUUACCUAAUCACUUGCGCCCCAACGCGACUGCUGCUCUCAGUUUUGCCUGCUCUGCUGAGUGCGUAUUUUAUAUAAUAGACACACUCACACUCUCAUAGACAGCUGGCUAAGUGGACUGGGUGCCCAUCGUACAUAGCAUUGGCCCCACAUUGCAACGCUGGCUGGCGCAGUGUGAGCGUCUGGGGGUUACGCAAGCGAAUAGAAACAGAUUCUCGGCCAUGGCUGCGGACGAACUGCUGACCGGCGUCGGUGAGUUGCUGUUCUCGCUGCUGAUUGGCUAUCUGGGCGCCUUGGAGUUUGCCUUUGUGGCACGUCAGCUGUACCAUUGGAGCUGUCAGCAUCCCAAUGGCAGCGAGAAUGCGGAUGCGGCUGCCGAUGCGGAGGAGCUGCCGCGUCUACGUGAGCGACUGCAGCGCGAACUGGAUGAUGCAGCAGCGCGUGAGUCAGCGGCGGGUAACAACAAGGUCAUGCAGGAUGGCGUCAUCUAUAGCAAUGGCUUUCGUGUGGAGUCGCCGGAGGAUAAACGCAAAGCGCUGGCAGCUGAGCUGGAGCGUCAGCGUCAUAUAGAAGAAGAUACGCGCAAAGCUUUAGCGCAGGCAGAACAUAAAUUAGCCGAAGAGCGCAAGCAAGCCGAGCAGGCACGUCUAGCAGCCGAACAGCAAGAGGCCGAGCGAAAACUAAUCGAGGCGGAGCGACAGCGUGAAGCAGAGCAGCGAGCGAAAGAGGAUGCCGAGGAGAAUGUAAGAAAGCUGCAAGCAGCCGAAGCAAAACGCGCAGCAGAGCAACGCGAACGAGAAGAAAACGAACAGAAACUAAAAGAGGCCGAACAACAACAGCGCGAAUUUGAAGAAAAUGCUAGAAAACUUAGAGAAGCAGAAGAGCAGCGCGAAAGAGAACAGCGUGAGCUAGAAGAGAAUGAACAACGCAUACGCGAAGCUGAGCUGGCGAAAGAGCAAGAGCAGCGUGAGCUAGAAGAGAAUGAACAACGCAUACGCGAAGCUGAGCUGGCGACAGAGCAAGCGCAGCGAGAGCGAGAACUGCAUGAAGCAGAGCUAGAGCGACAGCUGCUGCUGCAAGUGGAUGAAGAUGAAGAGCAGGCAAAGCGCGAUAACGAGCUAGUGCAGCGACUUUUAGCCGCUGAGCGUGAACGCAAAUUGAGUGCAACAGAAAGCGAACUAGAAGAAGAAGCGCUGCAGCUGGAGCAAGCGCGUCGCUUAGCAGCCAGCAAGGAUAAACUCGAAAAGAAGCAAAAGUCCAUUGAGGAAAAUGCGCGACUGUUUAUGGAAGCCGAAGAGGAAAUGGUCAUGUUGCAACAGCGCAUGUUGCAAGCUGCACAGGAAGACGAAUACGCUGGCAUGGUGCCCGUAGUAGAAGAGCCGUGCAUAAAAAAAAUACUGCCGCCUCGCUUUGAAGCACCCGACAUGGAUGAUGAGGAGCCCAUGAUGGUGCAACGCGUCAAGACGCAGUUCGGGCAAAGCAGCAACGCCAGCGAAGAGCCCUAUGCAAGCAAAAGCAAAACUUUAAUGUUUCCCAGCGUUGAUGAUGAGGGUUCCUCCGUGGAACCCAAUUCCAGUCAACAGUCUUCAUUUAGCACACAAGCCUCAGAGGAGCGACCACUCAUACUGGCAGAGAAUGAACGCGAGCGUCCAGAGCCAGAGGGUGAAGACAAUGUGCCUGAAUAUACGGAAGAGUAUUUGCGUUCCUUGGACGGCAUAAAGCAGCGUCCGCUUGUGCGUGAGGAUGGCUCGGGACGUAGACGCGCUUUUAAAAAGCGACGCUCUAGCGGCAGCAGCAAUUCCUCACGCGAGUCACGCACAUCACGCGAUGAAGAGCUCAAAAUGUUUACAUCGCUGGAAGAAGAGGAGCUCAGGCAUGGCGACAAGGAGGAUUACAAUCCUAUAAAGUACAGCAGUGAGCCAACAUUGCGUGUCAAGUCGCAUCACAGACGCCACAAGCGCAGCCCGGCCAAGGAUGUGAAGCCGAGCGGCGAUGCUGGCGCAGGUUUGGAAAUGUUGGGUGAAGAGCAAACAAAUCCCUGGGGUGAGGUUAUGCCCGAGCACUACAAAGAUACAGAGUUCUGGAAGCGUGAGAAGGCCUUGUCCAUAGACGAAGAGGAGCUGGAGCGACACUCAGCGGGUGAAGAAGUAGCCAAAGAGCUGCCCAAGAGCGAACCCAAGAGCAGCAGCUUUGAAGAAGCCAACGAGGCGCAAAAUGUUGAAGCAGCCGCAACGUUACGGCAGCAGCAGCAGCACUCCAAGGAGCAACUGGAAAAGGACAGCGCAGCACAAACGAGCAGCAGCGAUAUUAAAACCAAUCUGCAAACCUCCAGCACAGCAGAGGAGCAGUCCCGCGGCGGCUCACCCGGCAUGCGUCGCAGUCCACGCAUCGAUGAAAUGGAUCACUACGAAGAGCGUUGGGUUGAGAACGAAGCAGCCAACAGUCCACCGCCCAGCAUAACAAUACGACAACCAGAUACUGCUCCCUGGCGUGAUGAGUACGGUUUGGUCAUGGAAGGCCUCAGCGACUUUUAUGACUUUACCGCAUCCGUUAACCCAUCAAGAUCGCGCUCCAAUUCGCGCAAUCCCUCACCAACGCCCAAGAAUGUGGCCAAUCGCAUGGAUGUGGAUCUGGAGCAUACGCUAGAGAUCUACGAUGAUACGCAGCAGGGCCUGCUAGCUGGCGAGCUCAACUGCGAAACUGUGCUGCAAAUGUUAACAAGCAGCAUGAAUGGACAUCAAGCCGAGCUGCCGCUGCAGAAUGUUGCAGAUGAUGUCAAGCAUGGCAGCAAUCAGGUGGUGUCCAUGGUCUAUGAAACGGUGGAUGAAAGCACGCAGACUACAAUGAGCUUUGAGUCGGCAGUGGUAACGCAACAAGCGCGCGCACGCUCACAAUCUUUGCCGGAAAGUCUAAGCGAUUUCAAUCAGCAGCAGCAGCAGGCAGCAAUGGAGCUGGAAGUCAAUGGCGUGGAUGCUCAAUUGGAGGCCGCAUUGCCGCAGCCUGUUAUCGAAAUUAAUGCGUUGGCUGAUGAAGAGAUGGAGCCAGCUGAAGUGCUGCCCACACGCGAGGAAAUGCGUCUCUUUGUUGAAACUAUGCGUGCAGAGCGAAAUUCACGCUCACGCUCACGAUCGCGUUCACCUUUGCCCACAGCUGAUAAUCUAGCGCGUAGCUUGGAGACGCGCAGACAAAAGCGCAUCAGACAAAACGAUGAGCUCUUUGAGCAGCUACAAGAUGUGAAACCAGCAAGCUCAGCUGCGCCGCUUAAUGUGCCUAUGAUAUCCAUAGAAGCUGCUGAUGAGCCACCCAACGUGCCCAUGAUAUCCAUAGAAGUAGCUGAAGAGCCAGUCAAAGAUGAAAUGGAAGAUACGCCCGAGAGCAUGGCCAAACUAUUUGCUGAGCUGCGUAUGAAUCGUUGUCGCUCACACUCGCGCUCACGCUCAAAGUCUCCAUUGCCCACUGCUUCGAAUAUAGAGCAGAGCUUGCAACACAGACGCGAGAAGCUGAUAGCUCAGAAUGAUGCGUUCUUUGAGCAGCUGCAGCGAGCGGCAACCCCAGAGCCAGAGCUGCGCUUUGAAUAUGUAGAGGAGGGCGCUGCGCUAGCAACAGGCAGCGAUCGUGAUAUGAGAUCCUUGUCACCCUCACGCUCUAGGUCACGCUCUAGAUCACAUUCAGAUGGGGAUGACUUUGAGCUGAGUGCAGCAGAAAGAGAGGAAAUGGAAAGAUUGUUGGCACAGCAGGCCAAGGAGCAUAAGCUGGACUUGCAGGCGCUGCGGCAGCUGCGAAAUGCCAGCGAGGAAAUGGAGCUAAGAAUGGCAACGCCUGAAAGAUUACCCGACUACGAUAGAACAAUGUCGGAGCUAGCUAGAGAUUUAAAAGAUGAAAUGGUUAUAAGCGGCUUUAAGCGCUCCACCUAUGUGGGUGAAUCGCUAGAGCUGGGCGAGAACUACGAGCAGCUGCGUGAGGAGGCGGCGCACUUUAGACGCUCGCGUACCCCAUCACCCGAUCUAAGCGUCGCUAGAGAGAAAGCAGCUGCUCAACGUGAACUGCAAGCUGCCAUAAUAGAUUCGCUAGUCAGCUCAAGCGGUCAAGAGGAGAAUCGCUUGGGCGCCAAGCCUAAAACGAAUGAAUACGAACGCAACUUCUCCGAGCAGCUCAAGGAUACGCAGCGCAUGCAACAACAAGCCUUGGAAAGCGGCUUUAAACGUUCUACCUAUGUGGGUGAAUCACUGGACCUGAGCAUUGACGCCGAACUGGAUGAAGCGCGUGCGAUGUCGGAUUUUCAACGCUCACGCAGUCAGAGUCGCUCACCAGCGCCCGCUGAGGAAACCAAGCUGGAUGCCUUUACCGCUUCCAGCGUUAACUUUCAAAACUUUUCGCGCUAUCUAAACACAGAUUUUUUAGAGAGUGAGCGACGCGCUUCAGACUCAGCGCUUAUACAGCUUGAGCCUUAUGCCUAUGUAGAUCCAGAGGAGUAUCAUCAUUAUAGACGCUUCUCGCUGGCGCAGGAGCAGCCUGUAGAGGAAUACCCAAGCGAUGAGUGUGUUUAUAUAUCACAAAUUGAAGUGCAUUCGCUUACAGGCAAGCGCACUUGGAUUAAAGAGGAUUUUUAUACACACGACUUGCGCAGCUUUAAUGAGGAGAUGCUUAGCUUUGUAGAAGAAGAGCGCAAAAAGUCUGCGGAAUACCUAAGCGAAGGCUCUUGGGCACAAGCUGUGCUGGCUGCUGAGGCAGAAGCAGCUGAGUUUGAUGCCACUAGCGCUAUAUAUAAUUUCGAUAUUGUUGAGGCACAAGAGGAGUUUAGCAGCAACGACGACAAUGACAGCGAGGAUGAGCGACAAACUGUUGUUGAAAUCGACGACGAUGAGGAAUACGAAUUUGAAUUAGAUGAGGGCAUCUCAGACAACAACGAACGCACACAGCCCACAGACGAAUCGCAUCAUGAUACUUCAGAGUGUGAGGAAGCUGAACGCAAUGCAGAUCGUUAUGCUAAUCGUGAUGCGCAAGAUUGGGAGGAAGUCGAUAAUGUGCAGGAUUAUGGUGAAUUUGGCUUAGACGAUGGCGCUGUAGGUGGCUCCGAUCCGGAUUCGUUUAUAGAACAGAUAUACAAAGAUGCUGUGAAGAAUCGCAAGCAGUCCGGCAUACUGAGAGAUUAUGAGACUAUGAUACAGGAGCAGCUAACAACAGAAACGGAAGAGCAGAGCGAUUCGGAUAAAGAGCAAAAUAGUGCAGAAAGCGAACGCUAUGCGCUGUGGGCAAAGACACGCGAACUGAGCAGAUCGGAGGAGCGCAACAGACAUAGGGAAGUGGAUCUCGCACUUGGCUUAAUAGAAAGCGAGCGUAGAGAUACUGAAAUGCGCUAUCUGAGCGAUGCCCACAUGGCUGCGCGUCAAUCUGCGCGAUUGCGUACGCGUUAUGGUUACAAUCCGCAACUGCAAGUUGAUGUAGAGGAUGAUGAUAUAGAAGUUGAUCUGAACUACAAGCCAAAGCGCGAGUAUAAUUGGCGCAAGAACUUUAAGCUGGAUGAUGACAAUGAAACGCCGCAGAGCGAGGCACAGCUGGAGGAGCAAAAGAAGCUGAGAGAGGAAUACGAACAUGAGCAACUGGUGGCGGAUACUUUGGCUGAGGAGAGCUACGCAGAGCGGCAGCCUGAGCAGCCAAGAGAUGAGCUCGAUUACACUGAAGAGGACUUGGCUGAAAGUAUGGAAGCCUAUGAUGAUCGUCGCUUUAGCUUGGGAGGGGAAAGCAUAACGCUGUUCAGUCGCAGUCCAGUUAGAGAAGUGUUAUCCGAUGUGCCUGAGGAGGAGCUACCAUUACCUGAGCAGCCAUUGGCUGAGGAAAAGCCCAAGAAGAAAAAGAGCAAAAAGAAGACGCGCAAGGGCGAAGCACAACGCGAUGACAACGACUCGGAUAAUGGCAAUGCCAAAGAGGAGCGAGAAGCUGAAGCUGCUGAUCCGCCCAAGCGUAAAAUGCGCUCCAGACGCAGCUCCAAAAGCGGCUUAGCCAACGAAGAGACCAAUGGCAAUGGCAAUGCGCUGUCUCCAAGGAACAGCAUUGGCUUUGAAACGCUUCAGGACAUAGCAGAAUUUGAUGCUGGCGAGGCGACAGCACAAAAGAAAAAGUUAAAGAAGCGCAAGAAGCUGAGCAAGGAGAGCAGCCUAACAGAGUCGGAGCAGCCCGCCAGCGUCAUGGAUGCAGCUUUGGCAGCAGCGCUAGCUGAGAUUGCGCCCAUAACAGUUUCGGCCUCGACCAAUCUAACGCCAGCUUCAACCCAAGCGAAUCUGCUUUCCAGCAUAAGCUCCGCUAGUCUUUGCAUCACACCUGCCUCAUCCUUUGAUGAGCCAGACAGCGCCAUCUCCUCCUCGCUUAGCAAUGCUACAGCUGUCAGCUCAGUAGUAACACCCGCACGCUCUGUCGUUGACACCUUUGACAUACUUAAGGAUGCCAACUUUUAUCCGCUUUUCUGAACUACACUUGGUUUAUAUAUUAAAUUUAUUAUUUAUUUCUCUUAUAGACAUGUUCAUAAUGCCCACAAAACUCAAAAAUAUCCCAAAAAAAUUGUGCACGCUGUUCAAAUUCACACACCGCGCUGCCCGCAAAUGCACUGAGGAAAAAUGCUCACAUUAUCAGAUUCAGAUCAGAUAUGUAUUAUACUAACGACACGACCACAACGACAAAUGAGUAUCCAAAAUAUAUAUUAUUUAAUUAUUUAUUUAACGUUAAAUGAAAAUAAAAUGAAACUAAUUUAAAUUUUAAGCUUUUAGCGUUGUAUAUAAAUAUCAAAUGAUGUAAAGAUUUCAUUCAUUCAGCUAAAAAUAAAUAAAUCCCAAACAAAAA